AUGACAGGGGUCGGUCCCGUCGUCUCCCCGAAUUCCACGGGUAACCCUUGUCAGCUAUAUCUAGUGAACGUAUAUUCAUACUGUUUUACUUUUCUUCAGAGCAAUCCUUGUAAUGGUGGAUUAUGGGAUAGAAGACAUAAAAUAUGUACAGAGUCAACCAGUUCGAACACAAUCGGUGGACCAAUUACAGCCGAAUUCGAAGAUCGUUCAACGGCUUCAACAAAGCAAGAUACAGAAUCCGUUACCAUUGAUAUAGCAGAAAUAACAGCAGCUUCUGCUAUCAUUGACAGCACAAUCAACAGCAACAACAACAACGACGCUGAGAACAACAUAACCAGAACUACACCAUUACUUUCACCAACAACUGCGCAUGCCAACACGACCCCAGAUGUCAGCACCUGCUUACACUGUGGUUGCGUCAAUUAUGCAACUGUAGGAGCCUCGUCGCUCGUGCGGUUUAAAUUUCAAACCAAGCAGAACAAAAGUCUUCUGUGCAUCAUGGACCCUACGAACAAUCUCCUUUGGACCGUGAUUCAGAGGCGAUACUCGAAUGGAAUACAAAACUUUGACAUGACUUGGACUGACUAUGAAAGUGGAUUUGGGUCUCUGACUGAAUUCUGGAUAGGCAAUGCGUAUAUCCAUGAGUUGACAACUGACCUCGGACAAAAUCAUCUCCAGAUUGAAAUCGUUACCACAACAAACGAAAAAAUAACGACCGACUACGCGUUUCACAUUGAUGACGUCAACAACGAAUAUCGCCUGCACGUCUUCGACUUUGUCGGAUUGCAGGGGGACCCGUUCACAAACUCUGGAAGUUGUACAGAAUGCGCCAACGGAAUGAAGUUCACCACAAGAGACCGAGACAACGACAACGAUCCCAAUGUCAACUGCGCAUCAUCCAGCGGAGGCGGAUGGUGGCAUAACGCGUGUCAAAGGUCAAACCUGAAUGGACGAGCGGGGCAGACUAAUUACAGGCAUGGACUUAACUGGGACGGGUUAACCGACAUCUCUAGUGUGGAAAUGAAAGUUAGGAAACCUUGACUAGUUCAGAGUUUCAUGGUCGAGCAUUUAUGCUUCUCUUUUUCAUUACUUCAUCGUGUUUUCCUUAAAGAUUAAUGCAUUUUAAUAGAAGGUGUAAGUGUGA
Molecule: messenger RNA, 1144 nt
Organism: Magallana angulata
Lineage: Eukaryota; Metazoa; Mollusca; Bivalvia; Ostreida; Ostreidae
Product: angiopoietin-related protein 7-like
Exons: 6
Coding region: 1-1041 (346 amino acids)
Source: RefSeq, a predicted model, not a curated record